AUGCAAGAACCCGAGAUUUUCGAGCAACCCGUGGCCAGCAAGGAUCCCGAAGCUCAUGGCGCCGGUGACGAGCAUGCGAUGUAUGGCGGUGCUUAUGGCGGGACCAUUUACAGCAACGGGGUCUCGCCAGUGGCCGCCCGAGACGACGAAUCGGACGAUUACCGCGACUUCGUUUUUCCCGAAGGUUGGUCGUGCCCUUCUCCUUCUCCGCUGCGGGUAUGGGUAAUCGACACUGCGUUGACGUUACAAUUCGUCCUCUUCGCCAUCUCAACGGGCAACAGCAUCAGCUUCAGCAGCUACCUGCUCCACGCUGCCACAAAGUCUUCCCAAGAGGGGACUUGGAUGAAUCAGGGAAUUGCCAUCGCCGCCAUCACCGUCGUCUGCCUCAUUCACGCGUUCGCCCCGCGGUGGGGUAUCUGGUUGAGCAAUGGUUUCGGUGCCUUUAAGCUCGUCAUGCUUAGCCUACUCGUUUGCACUGGAUUUGCCGCCCUCGCCGGCAGGACGGCAACGCCGCGGCCCGAUAACUUCUCGAGUUUUCACGGUGCCGGCUCGUCGAGGGCCCCUGAUGACAACCCCGCGGGGGCAGCCGGCGGGUAUUCAAUUGCUCUGCUACAGGUCUUAUACUCGUACAGCGGGUGGGAGAACGCCAACUACGUCCUCACCGAGUUUGCGGCCAUGAGCAAGAUCGAAAUUGCGAACGCGAAAACGGUUGUUGCGGCCAAGUUCUUCGAAAACGUAUGGGGCGAGAGCUCAUUCGUAACCAGGGUGGUACCACUCUUCAUCGGCCUUUCCGCGCUUGGGAAUGCGUUUGCGCAAUCUUUUGCUAUGCCUCGAGUGAAACAAGAACUUUCAAAGGAGGGCGUGCUGCCGUUCUCCCGAUUUUGGGCCAGCGACUGGCCGUUCAACGCACCAUCCGGAGCCAUCUUCUUGCAUUGGAUCUUCACAGUGAUCUUCAUCCUCGGCUGCCGAACUCCAGACGUUUACAGCUUCGUCACCAACGUCUUCAUCUACAGCGGCAACUGGAUUAAACUUUUUCUCGCUCUUGGCCUCGUUUACCUUAACUUUGCCCCCUCAGAACGCUGGGCCGAGCAGCGUACGACAUUCCGCAGCUCGCCGUUGUUGACCAUUUUCUGGAUCUUGUCACUUCUGUUCGUACAGGUGGCGCCCUUCAUUGAUAAUGACUUUCUCCUGUUUGUGCCGUACUAUGUCUUCCCCACGCUAGGCACCAGCCUGCUGGUCAUUGGCACUGGGUACUGGCUCGUGUGGGCCAAGGUGCUGCCGGCUUUUGGGUACCAUAUCCAGCACGAGAUCGUGCAGAUGCCGGACGGGAGCGAGAGGGUCAAAUACAAGAGGGUCAAGCCGAAGAAACGGAAGAAACCAGGGCAGUGGACUCGGCAGCGGAAACGGUCUGUUUGGUGA
Messenger RNA from Chaetomium globosum CBS 148.51, 1419 nucleotides. RefSeq lists its product as uncharacterized. NCBI's taxonomy places the organism in Eukaryota, Fungi, Ascomycota, Sordariomycetes, Sordariales, Chaetomiaceae. The coding region runs from base 1 to 1419 and encodes 472 amino acids. Gene Ontology annotation, cellular component: membrane. Gene Ontology annotation, biological process: amino acid transmembrane transport. The transcript is spliced from 7 exons. Gene Ontology annotation, molecular function: L-amino acid transmembrane transporter activity. The record is from RefSeq and is a predicted model, not a curated record.